AAAUGUGAAAAGUUAGCAAACCCAUUGAAAGUAUUGAGCAAAAUCUGCAGCCUGUAAGAUGAAUCCUAGAUGAUAAAGUAACUUCCAGCACUGGGGUAUUUCACAACCAUUCAAAGGCAGCUUUCUACUUUCUAGGCACAUCAUAUCUCUCUCAUUCCUAGCAAAGAUGAAGACUCCAUUAAAAGUAAUUCUUGGUGUAGUUGUGACAAUUGUUAUUAUAGUUCUCGUGGUAAUAACUGCACUUCUUGUGUCAGUGACCAAAGAAGAUGGUCUUCGUGCUUUUACAUUUGAUGAUGUCUUCAAUAACACAUUUUACUACCAGCAAUAUUAUCACUUGUGGAUAUCAGAGAAUGAAUAUAUUCGCAAAAAUGAAGAUGGAAACGUCUUAAUUUAUAAUGUAGAAACUGGAAGGACGUCUACUAUUUUGACGAACACAACUUUAAAUGAUGUGAAUGCUACAAAUUAUCAACUUUCGCCAGACAGAAAAUUUGCAGUCUUCGAGAGCAAUUACAAAAAACAAUGGAGAUACUCUUACAUGGCAUCAUACCACAUUUAUGAUGUAGAGAAUGGAGCGUUUGUAAGAACAAAUGAGCUACCUCCCAAAAUUCAGUACAUUUCCUGGUCCCCAGUUGGCCAUAAGUUGGUAUAUGUUAUGGACAAUAAUAUUUAUUUAAAAAAUGAACCUGGACAACCAUCAGUUCCAUUAAGACGUGAUGGGAAAGAAAAUAAAAUAUUUAAUGGAAUUCCAGAUUGGGUCUAUGAAGAGGAAAUGCUUGGAACAAAAUAUGCUACAUGGUGGUCUCCAAGUGGUAAAUUUAUUGCCUAUGUUCAGUUCAAUGACACUGACGUACCAGCUAUAGAGUACCCUUUCUAUGGUGAAGAUCAGUACCCACAAACUAUAAAAAUACCCUAUCCAAAGGCAGGAGCAAAAAACCCAACAGUGAAAUUGUUUAUUGUAAAAGUCGAUGAUCUGUCGUAUUCCACAGCGCAGGUUCCUGUUCCUUCACUGAUCUCUUCAAGUGAUUACUGCUUUAGCUGGGUGACAUGGAUUCUGGAUAACAGAAUCAGUGUGCAGUGGGUGACGAGAAUACAGAAUGUAUCCGUUAUAUCAAUAUGCGACUAUGAGCAGAACUCAAAUACAUGGAUAUGUCCAAAGAACCGGCAGCAUAUUGAAGCAAGCAAAACAGGAUGGAUUGGUGUGUUCUUCCCCUCCCUUCCAGUCUUCACAUCAGAUAAUUUAUCAUAUUACCAAAUCCUCAGUGACCAGGAUGGCUAUAAACAUAUCCAUUAUGUCAAUGAGUCUACGGAUAAUGCUAUACAAAUAACAAGAGGACACUGGGAAGCAGUUUCUAUACUAUAUGUUAUGGAUAAAGCAAUAUAUUACACAAGUAAUGAAUAUGAAGAAGUUCCAGGAAGAAGGAAUGUUUAUAAAAUCUCCCUCCAAGGAACAUUUCGAGAAAAAAAAUGCCUCACCUGCACCUUAAGAAAGGACAGGUGUCAGUAUUAUUCCGCCAAGUUCAGCUCUAAUGCGAAAUACUUUUCCCUAAGCUGUUAUGGUCCGGGGCUUCCUGUAUUCACACUUCAUAAUGGCAGUACUAAUAAAGAACUCCAGGUACUACAGGACAACAAAAAGCUGGAAGCCAGUGUUCGCACAGUGCGGAUGCCAACACAGAGGUUUGGGAAUAUUAAGCACAAAGGAAUGAAAUUCUGGUACAAGAUGACUUUACCACCAAACUUUGAUAAGUCAAAGAAGUAUCCGCUCCUUCUUUAUGUAUAUGGAGGACCAUCAAGCCAGGAGGUACAUCAUACAUUUUCAAUUGGCUGGAAUGCCUAUUGGGCAAGCUCUGAGAAGAUCAUUGUUGCAUCAAUGGACGGCAGAGGAACCGCAUACCAAGGAGACAAGUUUAUGCAUGCAGUAUAUAGAAGGCUUGGAACACUAGAGGUUGAAGAUCAAAUAUUUGCAGUAAAACAAUUCAUUGAAAUGGGAUUCAUUGAUGAACACCGCAUUGCAAUAUGGGGUUGGUCAUAUGGAGGCUAUGUAACAUCCAUGGUCCUUGGUCAAAAUACAGGACUGUUUAAAUGCGGGAUUGCUGUUGCUCCUGUUUCAAACUGGGAAUAUUAUGCAUCUAUCUACACAGAGAGGUACAUGGGCCUUCCAACAAAAUCAGACAACCUUCAAAAUUAUCAGAAUUCAACUGUUAUGUCCCGAGCAGAGAAUUUCAGGAAAGUAGAUUACUUACUCAUUCAUGGAACAGCAGAUGAUAAUGUACAUUUCCAACAAGCUGCUCAGAUUUCCAAGGCUUUGGUCGAUGCCCAGGUGGAAUUUGAAGCAAUGUGGUACACAGAUAAGGAUCAUUCCAUUUCUGGAACUGGCAGAAGACAUCUAUACACGCAUAUGACUCACUUUCUUAAGAAAUGCCUUUCUCUGUCAUGAAUUACUGUAUAGUUGUUAAUUUCCUGUAUUUUAUAUACAGUAUAUGUGAAUGUAAUAUAUGAUUGACACUAAGGGCUUUAUUCAGGUUUGUUAGCAAACCAAAAAAGUUAGCAAUUUGCAAAACUAUGUGUAACAUGUGCAGAGAGAGUUCGAUUUGGGUGUGGUGUAUUCAAACUGAAAUCUAAAUUUCAGUGUAGAAAUAAAGCAGCCAGUAUUUACCCUGCACAGAAACAAAAUAACCCACCAAAUCUAACUCUCUCUGCACAUGUUACAUCUGCCCUACCUAGGACAACAGAGAGAAAAGAAGACUCUUUUGUGGGUGCACUCUUGACUUUGAACAAUGUAUGAAAUAUACAAAAUAUGAUAUAUAAUAAUAAAAUCAACUUUUAUUGACACAAAAUAAGAUAAGUAGUGGUUAAUGAAAGAAAUAACAGUCAAAAAGACAAUAUAAGCAAAAAAUUGCUAAUGUAUUAAUAAAAUCCCGGCUGACGGAGUUAAAUCUAGAUGUUAUAAGUAGUUAACUUAAAUAUUUGACGGUGCAUUCUAAUAACAGAUAGAUCCCUGUCCUGUGUUAGUGCCAAAAUGAAUGGUAUACAAAGCCUGAAUACUGAUUACAAUUGAGAAUAUAAAUUCCUAUGAUAUCCAGCUAAUACAAAAUAAAGAAGCAGUUGGAAAUAAGAUGGCAGUGUGAAUCUGCUGUCAAUGUUAGACAAUGAGCAUGUGGAACCAAUGUAUGCUCUACUAAAUUGAGUCCUCCUCAAUGGUCCCCCACUUGAGUACUGACCCAGCCCAACACUGAUUAGCUUCCAAGUUCGGACGGCUUCGGGCGUUUCCAGUGUGGUAUGAUAGUAGAGAGAGUAGGCGGUAAUUGGAAGCUCUGGAAUCACAGAUGAGAGUUCACAAAUUACAUAGUAUCAAGAAAGAGACAGAAAUUAGCAAAUAGAGGAAAAUAGAUGGAUCUGCUGCCAAUGUUAGACAGCGGUGUGGCCCUGAAUCAAUGGUGAGAGUCCAUGAAAUUAAAUGUAGAUGGGAAUAAGAAAAAAGAGUAAGUAGAAGUACCGGUAUGAAUUAGGUAUCAGCAAAAAGCAUAUAUCCUGAUGGACUAUUA
Messenger RNA from Pseudophryne corroboree (corroboree frog), 3542 nucleotides. Its product is annotated as prolyl endopeptidase FAP-like. The record is from RefSeq and is a predicted model, not a curated record. Gene Ontology annotation, cellular component: plasma membrane. Gene Ontology annotation, molecular function: serine-type endopeptidase activity. Gene Ontology annotation, biological process: proteolysis. NCBI's taxonomy places the organism in Eukaryota, Metazoa, Chordata, Amphibia, Anura, Myobatrachidae. The transcript is spliced from 26 exons. Bases 167 to 2434 code for a protein of 755 amino acids.